Messenger RNA from Acipenser ruthenus (sterlet), 648 nucleotides. Its product is annotated as dolichyl-diphosphooligosaccharide--protein glycosyltransferase subunit dad1. Gene Ontology annotation, cellular component: oligosaccharyltransferase complex; membrane. The transcript has 3 exons. Gene Ontology annotation, biological process: protein N-linked glycosylation. The record is from RefSeq and is a predicted model, not a curated record. Lineage: Eukaryota; Metazoa; Chordata; Actinopteri; Acipenseriformes; Acipenseridae. Bases 128 to 469 code for a protein of 113 amino acids.
GCGGGAAUGAUUUGAGUGCGACACCAACUUCCUGUGUUCUGAGACACGUCUAUCUUCUGCGCUAGUUUCGCGUUUCUUCUGUCGAUUCCAAGUCACAGACACCGUUGGUCCACUUUUUGAAAAAAAAAUGUCCAGCUCGGUGCUUUCUGUGAUUUCCCGGUUUUUGGACGAAUAUGUCACCUCCACGCCAAACAAACUAAAGUUAGUGGACGCCUAUUUACUGUACAUUGUGCUCACCGGAGCGAUGCAGUUCUUGUACUGCCUGUUGGUCGGUACAUUCCCGUUCAAUUCGUUCCUGUCCGGGUUCAUAUCGUGUGUUGGAUGCUUCAUCCUUGCAGUGUGUCUUCGUAUCCAGGUGAACCCCAACAACAAGGGUGAAUUCCUGGGUAUCUCCCCGGAACGUGCAUUUGCUGACUUCCUAUUCGCUCACACAGUCCUGCACCUGGUGGUCAUCAAUUUCAUUGGCUGAGACUACGGCCACUUCACAGGUUCAGAAAACAUCACCUAUGCCAACCCUCUCAAAGCAGUCCUGCAAAGUGACUUUUGGAGGAGACAGAUUUCAUUUCUUAUUUUGUUUGUUCAUAUUUCAUCCAGGUUCUGUUGAUUUGUGAGAAUCAGCUUUUGUUAAUAAAUCAAAUUUACAAAAAA